UUCUAGGCGUCGGUGGUUUUGAAGGAACGCCAUCCAUUACCAUCACCUGCCCCACCCUCCCUCUCAUUUUUACCAUGGGUGAAGCAACCCCGCCCCCAUUCUUCACUUGGGUAUCAAGCAACCUUGCAGCUCAUGGACUGCCUUCCUUGCCCGACCAGAUGCGUUACCUUGAAGAUAAAGGUAUCUGUUACGUGGUGUCGUUGACCAGUGAAUGUCGUCCCCCUGUAGAGGCAACACCCAGUAUAACAUGGAUUCCUAUAGGUAUUGAUGACUUUCAUCCUCCAACACUGGAGCAGGUGGCAGAAUUUAUUAGGGUGGUGGAAAAGGCAGAGAAAGAAAAUAAGUCUGUUUCUGUUCAUUGUAUGCGUGGGAGGGGACGGACAGGGACCAUGGUUGCCUGCUAUUUCAUCAAAAUGCAAAACAUGUCUGCAGCCGAGGCAAUAGCUGAAGUGCGCCACCAACGUCCAGGCUCUAUAGAGACGGCAGAGCAGGAGGAUCUUAUAAGAGAAUAUUACACAUUCAUUAGUAAACCAAGUAUAUGAGAUUGUACUCAGGUAAAACUUAAAGCACAAACUAAGUCUAAGAGAAUGUAACUGAAAUUUACAGGGUAUGUGAUAUACAGUGCAUCCCAGAAAAAAGGAAGCCGAAUUCCCAUGUCUUUUUAAUUCAAAUGCAAAUUAAUUAUGAUAUUUCAGUUAAAUAAUCGUAUAAUUCAAUUAUUCCUCUUUAUUUUGAUACCUAAUAUGAGGCAAACGCUUCACGCAUUAAUGAGCAAGACGAGUUUGAUAUUUUAAUGUAUUCAGAUUCACACGUAAGUUUCUGCGCAAAUCGUUUCUGAUAUGCCUCAAUAUUUAUUGUUGCUAAUCUACCAUGCGUGAACGAUUUGCUACAAGAGAUGAGAUUCCACUCUUGCCAUGAGUAUCAAAUUUGUAAUAAACACAUUAAUAAUUGUGAAAUCUAUCUCUUAAAAGGGUUUCCUUUUUUGUGGGACGCACUGUAUAAUGGCAUGCACACUUUUAAUAUCAGAGUGAUGUAUUUAUAUGUGUUGUUUAUGCAUGUUUUUUUAUACUGCUUGCACAAUAUGAAAUAUAGAAACACCUAGUUUUUAACAACUCGAUGUGAUGUGACUCUAAGAGCCAAUAUUUUAAUAAAAGUUUUAUUGUACAUGAAUGUGAACAUGUAGAAUUUAAUACUUUUUAGUGGGUGAUUGUAAAACUAUUUUUUUAAUUAGAUACAUGGUAUUUGGUAUUAUAAAAUGUUAAUAGAUAUUUAAAGUUGUAAUUUGGAGAGGGUUUUCUGUAUUUGAGUUUGAGUUUAGAAAACAGUUCAAGUUUAUUAUAUUGAUUUCAAAUCCAUACAAACAAUAUUAAAAGGAUUACAAUCAAAUCAUGAUGAUUUCCUGAACAAGGCAAAAGAAGAAGAUACUGGAAAAAGUAGGCCUACCUGUUGAAAAGAUUUGAUGUUUGCAGUUUUAUGUUAGGUCAUUUUUCUCGCCAUAAGUCUACAUUUUAGUUGUAUUUUGUUUUGUGAAACCUGCCUUUGAUCACUUUCAUUGUAAUUUAUUGUAAUUUUUCUUUGAGGUUCCCCAAAACUUCUGAAAUCAAACUGUUGAAUUACGGGUAAAGCAUCAUGUCAGUGCUAUGAAGGGUCAUACGCAUAAACUUUCAAUAAAAAAAUUGAAAGCAAGAGAGCGAAACGACCGAGCUUAUCAUUGGGAUGCUUUUACAUUUUAAAGUGAAAUUACCGGUAUAAGAUUUUGUGCAUACUUUUGGUGGAUUUUGUGAAAGGUAAUUAAUAAAAUGUAAUUUUUCAGAAUUACCAGUGGGAAAUUGCCCCCCCCCCCCCAUCGCUGCAUGUGGCCAUGGUGCUAUGGUGUAUUGAUCUGAAAGUACUGCACUCCCAGCACAAAUUUUCUUUAUUGAAGCUCAAAUUUAUAUUUAAACAAAAUUGGUUAUUUCCAUAUAUAUAGUUCAUUUCAUAGAAUGUAAAUUAAUCUAAAAACAUUUCUGAUUUCAGUGAUAUAGUUAACAUACAGGGAGCAUUUCAUGAAGUCUUUUGUCAGUGAUUGAAACCAGUUGAUGUUAUAAGCUACUGAAAUCCUUUCAUUUGAUUGGCUCAAAUCAAAUCUGUUUCAUGAAAUGCUGCUUAGAUGGUUGUCUCUGAAAUCACAAUAAAAAUGUUGCUAUACAUAUAUAACAAACUACAUGUAUACAUAUAUGUUUUCACAACUCAAGAAUCGACUCACAUACUACAACUCUUCCUGGCAAAAUGGUUCCCAAAACUACUUGCGUUUACCAUCAUGCCAGCUCAUAUUUUUACAUAUAUAUAUUAUAACACCUUUUAUUUCAAACAGCAGGUGUUAUUAUUUUUUAUCAUUCAUUUUA
Messenger RNA from Lytechinus variegatus (green sea urchin), 2384 nucleotides. RefSeq names its product dual specificity protein phosphatase 23-like. Bases 75 to 542 code for a protein of 155 amino acids. The transcript has 3 exons. The record is from RefSeq and is a predicted model, not a curated record. Lineage: Eukaryota; Metazoa; Echinodermata; Echinoidea; Temnopleuroida; Toxopneustidae. Gene Ontology annotation, biological process: cilium assembly; protein dephosphorylation. Gene Ontology annotation, molecular function: protein tyrosine/serine/threonine phosphatase activity; protein tyrosine phosphatase activity.